GACGGAUCCGACCGUAAGCUCACGCCUCCCUCCGCAUUUCUUCGGCAAAUCUUUCGGUGUUGAGUCAAACUGGUCUUCUGGCUGCUCGCCGCGCGCUGAGAAUAUGACCGGUGGACUCAAGGACAGCAUACCAGAGGAGGAAUACAUGCAAACACCUUUCAUUAGAAAACAAGGCAACAUAUACAAACCAAAUAACAAAGACAUGGACAACGACAGCAUCAAUGAAAAAGCGGCAUUGGAUGUCCAUACUAAGGAGAUAGAUUUGGUAAAUCGGGAUCCUAAACAUGUAAACGACGAAGUUGUAAAGGUAGAGUUUGAAGACGUCAUCGCAGAGCCAGCAGGGACCUACAGCUUUGACGGUGUGUGGAAAGCCAGCUUCACCACAUUUACCGUCACCAAGUAUUGGUGCUACCGACUGUUGACAGCCCUGGUUGGCAUUCCUCUGGCACUGGUGUGGGGCAUCUUCUUUGCCAUCCUGUCUUUCGUGCACAUCUGGGCAGUGGUGCCUUGCGUCAAGAGCUACCUAAUUGAAAUCCAGUGUGUGAGCCGUGUCUAUUCUAUUUGUGUGCAUACGUUCUUUGACCCAUUGUUUGAGUCCAUGGGCAAGUGCUUCAGCAGCAUUCGAGUAUCUACCACCAAGGAAGUGUGAAAACCAUGGCCGGGAUCCGAGAAACAAGUGGAUUAUCCAUGUUGGUCAAACACUAGCUAUGCAAUUGCUCAAUAGCAUUUUAAAAGAGCGCUUUUUUAUUCUUUUAAUUCGUUUGCUUUUAAUUAACUGUCUGAACAUUAAAAAUGUUUUUUUAUUAUUAAGGAGCUACUAUUAAGCAGGCUAAAGCAUCACAUCGUAAGGUAACCACACUGGCCCAUGCCUCUUCCUGCUGAUGUACUGUAUAAAUAUAUACAUGCCUUCUUAGACUGCAGCGGUGACCACACACCUCACAUUCUCACUCUAAACGGACUAUGAUUAAUUAUUGACCAUUAAGACUCUCCCUUAAUCUCAACGUGAAGGAGUAAUGAUGCCAAUAAAACAAGAUAAUGUGAUUCUGAAUGAUGCCAAUAUUUUUCAAUUUUUUGGCCAUGGGGUUGUAUGAUUUUAAUGUUUUUUUUUUAAAGGUGCGUGUGACUAUGCCACAGUAAAUUGACACUCAGCACUGGACUUCAUUACUGAAGUCUAAAUGUGUAAUGUAGAGUAUGACUGAAAGUGACAUUGAGGAUGUUGUGAGGAUGAAGUUGGGUUUAUGUCUCACAGGCAUGCUGUGCUGAUUUUUAUAUCUGUAGUUGACUUCUCUUGUAUAUGUAUCUUAAACUGCUGUCUUCAAGAUAUAUGAUAUACUAUAUCAUAUUAUGACAAAAUGACACAAAUUCCUUAAUGUUUAUUGCACACAUGUUAAGCAAUGCACAUUAAAAUCUUUUGAAGAUCUUG
Molecule: messenger RNA, 1423 nt
Organism: Engraulis encrasicolus (European anchovy)
Lineage: Eukaryota; Metazoa; Chordata; Actinopteri; Clupeiformes; Engraulidae
Product: caveolin-1
Exons: 3
Coding region: 104-649 (181 amino acids)
Biological process (GO): negative regulation of protein tyrosine kinase activity; regulation of cytosolic calcium ion concentration; caveola assembly
Cellular component (GO): sarcolemma; Golgi apparatus; focal adhesion
Molecular function (GO): molecular adaptor activity; protein kinase binding; transmembrane transporter binding
Source: RefSeq, a predicted model, not a curated record